Tetrahymena thermophila SB210 is the source of this 1023-nucleotide messenger RNA. RefSeq lists its product as hypothetical. The record is from RefSeq and is a predicted model, not a curated record. The transcript is spliced from 3 exons. Lineage: Eukaryota; Ciliophora; Oligohymenophorea; Hymenostomatida; Tetrahymenidae.
AAAGAUAAUUAAUUUUAAUUAAAAUAUACAAAAAAUACUUAUUAAAUUAUUUAAUUAAAGAGGAUCAUGUUCUUAAAUAGAUUAGUUAAGGAAACCUCAAAGGCUAAGCGUUUGUUUUCUAUGGCCUAGAACAACUUCGCUCGUGCUGGCCCAUACAACCCCAACAGAUAUAAAGAUUACUACAUCCCAAGAACUUUACCCAAGAAUGAAGAAAUUGUUGAAUUCGUUUAGAGCUAGCACUCCGUCCCUGCUUCUCCUAUCAGAAAUCAAAGACACAUCAAUCCCGUCAGAGAAUCUGGUCCUUUACCUUCUUAUGAUGGUACCUACACAAUGGAAGAUAUUAGAGCCGUUUUCUACAACACCACCGUUGGUAGAGAUUACUGCUAUUGCCAAAUGGACCCUGAAGAAAUCAUGAGAAGAGUCCCUGGUAUCACCAGAAAGGAAGCUGAAUUCAUUACCAAGUUGGGUUUAUCUCCUCAAGAAUAAGUCGAUUUUGCAUAUAUUGCUUAUAACAUUGGUUUGGAUAUCUUCUAUUUCACCAACUAAAUGUUCGUAGCCAGACAAGUUGUCACCAAUUCCAAGGGUGAAAAAGUCGAAGUUCUAUGGAAUGCCCAAUGCUAUGAAGAUAUUGCUUAAUUAAAUGUUGGUUUCGCUCCUGUUUUGGAAAGUGUUGAUUACCAUUGGGAAAUCUUCUUGUGGGCUGAUCCUCCCAUCAAGCCUAACAACGAUUUCGACUUGAACGUUCCUUGCACUUGGUUCGAAUACGAAUAAGAAUGGUGGAUGGAAUCUUGCAUCUAAGAAGAUCAAUUCAAUCUUCCUGAAGAUGAAAGACCUUACAAUACUCCUAGAAAUCCUCACUGCAGAAAGGAAUUAUGGAGAAGUCAAGAUGCUUUACAAGAAGAAGAACUCAUGGUUAAUGAAAACUGGUAUCCCAAAAAUACUUAGUACAAUAUUUAUAACCAACCUGAUUUCAUUAAGCCCAAGAGUGGUUCUGGAGCUGCUGCUGAUGAUAUUAGAAUCUGA